This is a messenger RNA of Sinocyclocheilus anshuiensis, 1830 nucleotides long. Its product is annotated as annexin A3-like. Gene Ontology annotation, molecular function: calcium ion binding; phosphatidylserine binding; calcium-dependent phospholipid binding. The record is from RefSeq and is a predicted model, not a curated record. The transcript has 14 exons. Gene Ontology annotation, cellular component: nucleus; vesicle membrane; plasma membrane. The coding region runs from base 113 to 1129 and encodes 338 amino acids. Lineage: Eukaryota; Metazoa; Chordata; Actinopteri; Cypriniformes; Cyprinidae.
AUCGUAACAUCAUAUCUCUCACGCCCUGAAAAAGCAGGUGGUGAGAAGUUUAAGCGGAGAGAGAGCCACGUCGUCUAUUACUUUGUAUCGCGAAGAAUCCUCCCAAUCAAAAAUGUCAGACUUAUGGGAUGACUUGGAGAAUUUUGCUCGUGCCCCCUCUUCUUCCACAGCAGCGCCAGGAGAGAGAGGCACCAUUAAAGCCAAAGCUAACUUCAACGUCAGUGAAGAUGUUGCAGCUCUCCGUAAAGCAAUUGAAGGCAUAGGUACAACUGAGAAGACAUUGAUAGACAUUCUGACUCACAGGAGCAGCAGUCAGAAGCAGGCUAUUUCAAAGGCAUACCUAGAAACCACAAAUAGGAUUCUUGUUAAUGACCUGAAAGGCGACACCCAGGGCAGCUUGGAGGACCUGCUUGUUGCGCUCGCAAGACCGCUUGCUGUCAAUGAUGCUAAAUGGCUAAUUGAAGCAAUCAAAGGGGCUGGGACGGACAACAGCAUCCUGAUAGAAAUACUUGCCUCACGGACAAAUAAACAGAUCAAGGAACUGUCUGCCGCAUACGCUGAGGAAACAAAGAAAACGCUGAUACAGAAGCUAAAGACAGAGGUUUCAGGGGAUUUUGGCAAAGCCAUCCUACUGCUUGCCGAGGGUGCGAGGGAUGAAAGCACCAAUGUGAAUGCAGACAAGGCUAGAGAGGAUGCAAAGGCUCUCUAUCAUGCAGGCGAGAAGAAACUGGGAACUGAUGAGUCCAAGUUCAUUGAGAUCCUCUGUAAAAGGAGCAUCCCUCACCUGAGACAAACAAUACUGGAAUAUAAAAACAUCAGUGGCAAGACUUUGCAGAAGAGCAUUGAGAAGGAAAUAUCUGGAGAUCUGGAGGAACUGCUGGUUGCCAUUGUAAAGUGUGUGAUGAGUACUCCUGCAUACUUUGCUGAAAAAGUCUACAAAAGCAUGAAGGGAGCAGGUACAGAUGAAACCACUCUGACCAGAGUAAUGGUCAGCCGUGGAGAGAUUGACAUGCUGGACAUCAGAGCUGAAUUCAAGAAGCUCUAUCAGAAUUCACUCUUCAAGGAAAUAAGUUCAGAUGUAUCUGGCAGCUAUAGUGACUCCUUGAAGAUGAUUUGUGGAGAAGACUAGCCUGUUUACAAAAGAAUUGAGAUGCUUCAUAAAAUGGUUUCUUUAAUAGCAUUUUUCCAGCUGUCUUAGGAAAUAAAUAACUUAUAUUUAAAGUUUACUGCAAAUAAAGGUAUAGAGUGAGAUUCAUUAUAAUUUAUGAUAUUAAAAAUAUACUUUUGUUUUUUGUCUAGAUCAUAACUGAUCAUAAGACUUUUUGGUAGUGAAUGGCGCCUCGCAACAGCAGGCAUGACUUUAAUAGUUACUUGAAAACAUCAAACAUUAAAAUUGUGCUGACGAAAUCAUGAAUGUUAAAAUUAGAAACUAAAUUAUGCAUAUUUUAUGAAAUUCCAUCAUUUUGUUCUAGAAGUUUUCAUUUUUUGAGAUUAAAAAACCUUUUAAUUUUUGUCCUUCAUACAUUAUGUGCAUCAGCAGCGUGUUUUAAUAGACUGGAAACUACCACUACAGAUUUGCUGUCAGUCUGGUGACUCCAUUGAAAUGCCAAAGGAUUUGUUAUUUUAACACUUAACAACAAAAUGUAUUUUUUGUUUCAUGUGGGUUUCUUUUUUCUUUCCCCCCAUUAUUAAGUCUCAAACCCUUUUCGCAAAAAAGUUUCAAAAGUUUUUCAAAUGUCAGUUUUUGGUGCUAUCAUUUAUGAUAAAAUAAUCAACAUGAUGCCUGUAUUUGUACCUUUUAACAAUGAAAUAAAUUAAUAAACAUAUACC